Molecule: messenger RNA, 819 nt
Organism: Salpingoeca rosetta
Lineage: Eukaryota; Choanoflagellata; Craspedida; Salpingoecidae
Exons: 9
Coding region: 1-819 (272 amino acids)
Molecular function (GO): RNA uridylyltransferase activity
Source: RefSeq, a predicted model, not a curated record
AUGGAGCUGGCGAAGCGGCAACAGGUGAAGGUGGUGGAGGCCGUCGCGUCCGUGCUGGCGGGCUGCGACUUUGUGUGGGUCAGCCAAGUGGUGAAAACCGCCCGCGUGCCCAUCGCCAAGCUCAUCGACAAGAAGACGGGCACUGAAGUGGACGUCAACUGCGCCAACGUCUUGGGCUUGGUCAACACGCGUCUGAUCCGCACCUACACUAAAGUGGACGAUCGAUUCAGACAUCUUGGGUUCUUGGUGAAGCUGUGGGCCAAGGCGUGCAAUCUGAACGAUGCAUCGAUGGGCACGCUGUCGUCUUAUGCGUGGCUCAUCAUGACAAUUCACUACCUGCAACGAUGUGACCCACCUGUGCUUCCAAACCUCCAAGACCGUCGGAUCAAAGGCCCGCCGCGCCGAUAUCACGGCUUUGACUGCGCCUACUGUUCAGACCUCUCCAAGCUGCAAGAGGUGUGGAAGUCGCGCAACACCCAGUCCAUCGGGGAGCUGUACUACGGGUUCUUCGACUACUACUGCGGGUUCGACUUUGACCGUGACAUCAUCACGUGCCACACCACCAAGCGCAAACCAAAAGCCGCAGAGAAGAGGUGGUCACGAAACUACGCCGCCCGACCCAUGGCCAUCCAAGAUCCCAUUGAGAAGUCGCACAACUUGGGCAAAGGCAUUUCACGGCUAGGUGUCGCUGUCGCCCACCAACACGACCGCCAUGCAUACGACCACCACGAAUUCCGCCACGGCCGCCGCACGAACCAUUACGAGCGCCGCAACAGCCGACUCAAGCCCCUCCUCGACCAGUUCCGCCACCUCGACUAA